Athalia rosae (coleseed sawfly) is the source of this 4975-nucleotide messenger RNA. RefSeq names its product sperm flagellar protein 2-like. NCBI's taxonomy places the organism in Eukaryota, Metazoa, Arthropoda, Insecta, Hymenoptera, Athaliidae. The coding region runs from base 14 to 4927 and encodes 1637 amino acids. The record is from RefSeq and is a predicted model, not a curated record. The transcript is spliced from 3 exons.
AUUAGGCGAAGAAAUGAAACCACCAAUCGUGGACAAAGAGGCAGCUAAAAUGUACGUUAAAAAAAUAAAGGAAAGAACCCGGCAGACGGCAGCUACGGUUAAUUGCCAAAAACAAAUGGGAAAAGAAUGGACCAAAAAAUUAUGGGAGAAGCUGGUGGAAGACCAAGAGAUGGAAUUCGAUUUAAAGAUCGCUCAGAAAGUGAUCACCUGUCAGUCUCAAUACGAAAAACGAAUGAUGACUAAACUCUGCGAGAUUAGGAAUCAGAAGCAAAGAAUUGCGCAAAAUAGGGGCCUUGUAGAAAAACUUAUGCAAGAAAGAACGAUAACCGAACGAAAUAUGGAAUUGGUAAGAGAACAUGAAGUUAUCGUUAAAGAAGGCGAGGACAUUAGAGCGGAAUGCAUCAGACUUUGUGAAUUGCAUAGAAGAAUGCACGAGGAGAGAGUUCGACAGGCUAAGAAUAAAAAUCACCGCAUAUGCUUAGAAGUUUUGAACGAUCUUAUAGAUAUCUCUCUAACGGCAGCUGAUUAUCGUCGCGAAUACAAUGAAAAUGCAAUACCGACAAAAAUCUGGAGCGAAUGGAAAGCGUUAUUUAUUAAAAGUCAACCCAUUUUUGAGACGACAGAGACUAUUGGGGAACAGGUAGUCAGCGAGGAUAUUAUGAGGGCGGAACAAGAACGACAAGGAGUGCUCAACGAAUCUGACUUUGAAAAUUACCUAAACAUUAGAGAGCCGUGGAACGAAUUUAUGCCAGAGAUUGAUCUCGAAACUCAAGAAAUAUUAAGACUCGGUAACAUCGUACUAGGCUACAUUGUACAUAGACUUUUAGAAAUUGUUUACCCGCAUGAUUCGACCCCACAGCCAGUCGGAGUGCCGAAAGUAUCCUCAGCUUGUAUUCUUCUUGGCGUUUUGGAUGAAUCUGUUUAUCCGACAAUUCAAGAGCUACUGAAAUAUCGUGGUAUUAAACUCCUUCGAAUGGAAGAUGCGAUCAAUUACUGUCUACUCUGCUACAAGGAGGAAAUGAAAGACUUUGUUCAUGUCGACUUGAACGCAAUCGAAGACAGCCAAAACGAAAUCCGACCAAAAAGUGCAUCGAAUCAGGUGGGUGCUGGGCUUAAAGUGGACGCUGCUAAUGGUCAAAAACGAAAAAAGACGUCGGAAAAAACUCCAUCAAAAAGCACGACUACGAAAUCGCGUGGUGUUGAUCAGGAAACGCAGACACCUCGGGCUAUUCCGAAUGACGACAUGGAUCCGAAUCUUUCGGAUCCUGCAUUCAUCGGAAAAUGGGCCCACGAAAUUCUGAGUCUGGGGCAGCCAAUACCCAACGCGUUGAAUACGAAAAUCCUUAUACAAUAUCUGAAGAGCUUAACGGAUGUGAAGGGGUGGGUUUUGAUCGACUACCCCUGCACCUAUGAGCAAAUGGCACGACUAGAAAUGGCUCUGACUGGUACACGAAUUUCUCUGAGCAACGAAGACUCCGAUGAACUGGAUGAUUUAAGAGAUGGAACAAGCCAGAAUUUUUCCGGAGAAUUUCUAUUCGAGGGUGAAAAUUCCGAAGAACUUUCGGUCCUAAGAGAAUCUCGCCUAGUUUGCAAUCCGGUGAAAAAAGCUGUAGAUAAGAAUUCCAACUCCUUCAUGACUGCCUACGUCAAAGCUAUACCCAAACCCAAGAAUAUGCAGGGUGACGAAACGGACAUGUACGAAAUAUUACCAGAAGACUGUACGGCGAUGGAUGCUUUCUACGCUGAAAAAGGCCUGGCCUAUGCUAUCUACUAUACAUCCCUGAAUUUGUUCACGUUGAAAAGAUUGUGUAGAGUUGUCAUCGGAAAUGUGUCGAUCCCUCGCAUUCCGUCCAGAGAACUUUUCGGCGAAGCUUUGGAUUUAAUGGAUGACAAAAGGGACGAAGAUCCACCACCUAGCAAAGCUCCCAUCGUCAAACAGUUGAUGUCGCGCCCUGAACUAGCCAUCGACGAAUGGGAAGGUGAAGGUGAAUAUGAAGGAGAGAAUCCGAACAGCCUGGAGAACGUUUUUAGUUUAGUAAAUGACGAGCACAGCAUCCCUCCAAAGCCUGGAGAAGACGGUUGGGAGUGGAUUGCUUUUCCUCAACCCCCGAUGCUGGUUGAGACUUUGGCGAAAUUGUGGGAAAACAUGGAGACGAUUUACAUAGAAAAUAUGAAGGAAAUCUUUCACAUGAAGAGGGUUCAUAAUUCUACAAUUGUGCCGUAUCGAAACUAUGUUUCCAAGCACAUGACUGAAUUCAUUGCACGUCCUGACUGUAAACAGGAUAUGUUACACGCCUUUCAGACAAACUAUAAUGAAAUCGAGAGGGACAUGCGAGAUGACUUGGACGUAAAAUGUGAACUACAUUGCAGAGUCGCAGAUUUCAAAAAAGAACUGUGGGAAAUUUGCGACGAUAGAAGAGAACAAGCUGAAGAAGAGCGGCAGCGAAUUAUCCGUCAUGAUUGGACGGCCGAUGAACUGGUCGUCUUAGCUAAUCUUUACAUUUCGAUGAUUGAGGCUGAACUAUACAGGUGCAUCGAUACCAUGCAACUUAUUCAAGAUUACUAUACCUCGAUGCUGCACAGACCGAUAAUCGAGACCCCCUUACCUAAACACCCUCUCCAAAGAUUAGAAUUAAAUGCGAACACACCAACGGCGUCAGUUUCGAAAUUGUCAGAUACGAGAGUCAGCAAAAUUUCCGCAAGGAUAACACCGGCUUCAAAAUCUGGAACCAAUACAACUGCAAGAGGGCCCCAAGCGGUACCAACGACAGACUGUACUCGUGUCAGAGAACAAAUUGCAGAUCUGCUUAUUUCGGCGAACAGAACCGAUGAAACCUUUUCGUGCAAAGAGUUGAUUUGUUACGAGGCGAUAGGUGCAAAUUUGGAGUACGUAAAAACCAUAAUAGAUUCCCUCGCGUCGUCGGUAUUUCAAAAUUUGAAGAAAGAAGAGGCAUCUUUUACUCCCGACGCUAGAGGCCGGAAGCAAAUUCCUAAGAAACCAUCAUUAAACACUACAAAUGAUCAGAUAUCGAUGGCUAAUAUUCUGGAGCGAGGAUCGGACAUAUGCGGCGAAUGGCGCUCCGCCGCUCGAUUCGAAAUCACCAGAGUACUCCUGAGACUUACGAUUUUGGACAAGGCAGCCUUGUCCGACAUGAAUCUCCUCUAUGAAUCCAUGGAGCGCUGUUUUUACGACGUAUUUCAGGAUAUCAAUGGCCGUUACGAGAGGGAAAUCAGAAGCGUUAAUGAGAUGGCGUCGGUAUUUUGCUUUGCAAUAGAAGAAGCCGUGCCGAUUCAAGAAGAGCUUUUACUGGACGGAGAUCGAUUCGUUGCGAGGUCUUCGGUACUCAUGUAUCCAGACGAUCCACCACCCGCUCCAGAACCCGUUCGGGAGGAAAUAAUCCCUUGGCAAUUUCGUAUGGGACAACUCGGGCGCAUCAUGGAUGUGCUCCGAUACGUUGCACCACACGGCAGCCUUCCCGAAAGAUAUUUCACCUACAUCCUUCAGGAUAUGGUAGUGUGCGGGGACGAGGAAACCGGAUCCCCUUACCUUCCGUCGUUAUGGUUCAAACUGCGACCCUCCGACAUUUCACGUUUUGUUCAGGAGAUCUUUAACGGCGCCGAGUACAUAGACUGGAGGGAAUUCAUAAUCUAUGCAAUGGACAUACCCGCGCCCACUGAAGAGGAAAUACUGGAGGCCAGAGCGCAGUUCUUAGCCAUGGAUUCAAAAGUUACAGAAACUGUAACUAGGGAAGAGUUUCAUUCUGUGAAGUUGUGGUUUCCACACUGCGACGUGAGAGAUGAUAACUGCAAGAAUAUGCUCCAUGAAGAUUAUCAGAGAGUUGAAGAUGAGAUGUAUGAAGAGGAAAGAGAAUUCGCAGAAAUUGUAAAGACUAGCGGAUUAUUCCUACCUAAUCACGCAUCGCGUGACUGCGGGUCGAUUUUUCCCGGCCAAAAAUCCAUCUGCGGUAGCACGUACUCUGGGAAUUCCUAUAAUAUGACUCCACAGAAUACGGUGCGAUUCAUGCUCGCUAGGGAAUUAAUGUGCGACUUGUACGCAGUGGGGUGUGAAAAUGUUAAUUACACCGCUUUCCUUCUGGCGUUCUGCAAGGCGUACGACCCUCGCGAAGGUUUUGGCAAGGCGCUGGCCUUGGCUCUGGGUGAAAGGAUUUGCAUCUCUGAAACGGAAGGAGAGAAGUAUGUUGCAGGAUUAUUAGAUAAACGACAUUCAGUUUCUAAAGACAAAGCUGCGAUGAAUGGUUCCCAGGAAGCUGCCGAGGAGAAUGUGUUAUUGGUGAUGAACGAAAUUUUGGAUCAUACCAUGAAACUGACGGAAGGCACUGUACCAGAAGUUGAUAGCGCGCGUCUGGGCGGUGGUAGCUCUGAAUCCAUCGGCCUGCAUCCCAAACAGAAAAUUCGUAUCGAAUAUCUGGACACAGGAUCGAAUGAAAAUUCAAGAACUUCUCACCCUCCCAUGCAGCUCUCAUCUCCUUAUCAAUUAUCUGGUAGCGAAGAGUCCACCAGAGGCGAAUCCAACGAGGAGUUGGUAACGUCAACGAUACUGGCCAAAGGAUACAGCAAGGAAUCUAUCGAUGCGACCAGCCGGACUACCUCCAUUCAUUGGAUCCCACAGGAGAGUUGUCUGGCAGUACUCGUUGCUAGCCUACCUUGGCACGCACGUCAACCGGUAAUAGUGGAGAUGACUUCCUGCCUUCGCGAAUGCCUGGGAAAGGUGUACGUCGAUCUUUAUGACGCAGAAAUCAGCGUCGACCGGAACCGCGCCCUUUCCCAUAGGCUGGUUAAUCACGAGUUCGUCACAAAUCUACUGAACUCCACCAGCGCAUUCACCGCUAAAAAUUUCGGUAACAUGCUCCAGAACCUGUUGACUGAGAGGUCCGGUCAGGAACAGUCUGCAAACGAAGACUGUUAGAAAUGGUGAACAAGUAAAUGUAACUGUGCACGACACAUGUGCAGACAU